CAGUCUCUCUCCCCGGUUCUCCCGCUCCAAUCAUCGCACUUGGCCGCGCUGCUUAAAUAUGCAGUGAAUACGUCAUCUCCGAAGGUGGAUCGGGCGUAAGUGGCCAAUAUCUAUAUAAAUGUGGCCGAGGGGCGAACCGGCAGCAGGAGGCAAGCGGGACCGGGAGGGCAGCAUCCAGCAGGGGCAGCCGCGGAGCUCACGUCGCCGUCACCGGAGUUUGACAGCCGCCGGGGCCGCUCACCCGGGCCGCCCGUGCCCUCGGGGCGGGGACCCGCCGCCGCCCCGCGCCCGCCCCGUCUGCUGCCGCCCUCGAGGAGGAUGCCGGUGGGGCUCUCCUGGCCCGAGGCGGCGGCGCUGGCGCUGCUGGCCCUGGCGCUAAUGGUCAUUCUGUGCCGGUACCUGUGGGCGCUGCGCUGGAGCCUCAGCCGGGACCGCGGCAGCGCCCUGCCUCUGCCCAGGGGCUCCAUGGGCUGGCCCUUCUUCGGAGAGACCCUGCACUGGCUGCUCCAGGGCUCCCACUUCCACAGCUCCCGGAGGGAGAAGUACGGGAACGUCUUCAAGACCCACCUCCUGGGCCGGCCGGUGGUGCGGGUGACUGGUGCUGAGAACAUCCGCAAGAUCCUGUUGGGUGAGCACACGCUGGUCAGCACACAGUGGCCUCAGAGCACCCAGAUCAUCCUGGGCUCCCACACCCUGCUCGGCUCCAUUGGUGACCUGCACCGCCAGCGCCGCAAGAUCCUGGCCAGAGUGUUCAGCCACGCUGCCCUGGAAUGCUAUCUGCCACGGAUCCAGAAGGUUGUGAGCUGGGAGCUGCGGGGCUGGUGCAUGGAGCCGGGCUCCAUCGCAGUUUAUUCCUCCGCUAAAACCUUAACUUUCCGCAUUGCAGCUCGGAUUCUGCUGGGGCUCCGCCUGGAGGAAAAGCAGUUCAAGGAGCUGGCCAAAACUUUUGAACAGCUGGUGGAGAACCUCUUCUCCCUGCCCCUCAACAUACCCUUCAGUGGGCUGCGCAAGGGAAUUAAAGCACGGAAUAUGCUACAUGAGUUUAUGGAGAAGGCUAUACAGGAAAAACUGCAGAGAAACAACCCAGAAGAUCACAGUGAUGCCCUGGAUUUCAUAAUAAACAGUGCCAAGGAGCAUGGCAAAGAAUUCACCAUACAGGAGCUAAAGGAGUCAGCAAUUGAGCUCAUAUUUGCUGCUUUUUUCACUACGGCUAGUGCCAGCACCUCUCUGAUCCUCCUGCUACUGAAGCAUCCCUCAGUGAUUGAAAAAAUAAGGCAGGAGCUGCUGUCCAAUGAGAUGUACCAGCAGUGUGAGAGCUGCCCUGUGGAACACUGCCUGGACACCCUGACCACCCAGAGCAGAGACAGCAAGAGGCCACUUACCUGCCCCAUGGCCAGAGAUGCUCAUGAGGACCAGAGCCAGCCACUGGGCUCAGCAGAGGCAGGUUCCCAUCAGCCCAAUGCCCUUCCAGAGCCUGCCUUCCCCCAGAGCAGUCCCUGCACUGGUCCGCAGCUCCAGUCAUCAUCAAGGCAGAGCUGUCACUGCCCCUCAGAUAUCAGCCUGGAGAAGCUGAGCCGCCUGCGCUACCUGGACUGUGUGAUCAAGGAGGUGCUGCGGGUGCUGCCCCCAGUCUCCGGAGGCUACCGAACGGCACUGCAGACUUUCGAGCUAGAUGGCUACCAGAUCCCGAAAGGCUGGAGCGUCAUGUACAGCAUCCGUGACACGCACGAGACAGCUGCCGUCUACCUGAGCCCCCCUGGUGGCUUUGACCCAGACCGCUUCAGUGCCACCCAGACAGAGGCUGCGGGCCGCUUCCACUACAUCCCCUUUGGGGGCGGGGUGCGUAGCUGCAUCGGCAAGGAGCUGGCACAGGCCAUUCUUAAGCUGCUGGCCAUUGAGCUGGUCAGCACAGCCCGCUGGGAGCUGGCCACCCCCAGCUACCCUGCCAUGCAGACUGUGCCCAUUGUGCACCCUGUUGAUGAUGGGCUGCAGCUCUACUUCCACCUCUUGCAGCCUGGCCAGGGCAGAGAGGGGUGAGCCAGGGGUAUGCCGCCCCUCUCAGCCCUGGUGUUGAUGUCCCUCCAUGGCUGCCAGGGGCAGUCUCUGCUGUCCCCGUGGCACGGGGUCACUGCAGAGCAAAACCCCAAAGGUCUGAUUUUUCGCAUCCUGGUGUGCAAGCCAGUAGGGAAGGCCCUGCAGAGUCCUGCCUCUGAGUAUCAGGUGGGGACUCAGCCCCAUCCCAGGGGCAAGACCCAAUGAAGGUGCUGGCAGGGAGCAUCUGUCAUAGGUGCUCAGCCAACCCUUUCCUCAUGCACGUCUCCAGGCAUUGGGGUGAGGGUGCAAAAUUCCCAGCCCUACAGCCAAGGCUCACAGAGCUUUUCUAUCAUGUGGUUAUCUCCUGGGUAUGUUAUAGUAGAGGCAGGACCAACAUCCUGCACAGUGUAGCUUUUUGGGUGUAAAUGGAGGGAAGAUGAGGAGGCUUUGCGGAAAAACUCAAGCCAGGGCUGCCCAAUCCUCAGCACCAGCUCUAGCUAGAAUAAUAGGGUGAAAAGUGUAUUUUACUGUAAAUAUAUAAUCUCAUUCCUGCACUCCCCACUAGAGCUGGCACAAAGAGUACAUGUCUCAUUCACCCAGUAGUGGUAGCCAUGUAUGUUGUGCAUCAGCGCCGUGCUGCUGCUAGGGCUCUGCUAUGAAGCCCCCUUCUGGGCUCCCUGCAGGAUGGGAUCCCCAGCUGCAGCCUGACUGUGGGAUUGGCCUGAAGCAGGGGAUGGGACUUUGGGGAAUAAACACUUGGAAAAGGGAUGUUUCUGAAUGUGUCUGAUUUGUGGCAGAAAGUCCUCUGUUCCUGAUGGUGGUGUUCACACUGCAGAGGGGGCAUCUGGAAAGUGACAUAGGCCCCAUGCUGCCUUGCUGGCCAGACUGACCGUGUCACCUCCUGCAGCCUGCCCCUGCCGGGGAAAGUGCCAAGACAGCAGCUCUGUGGGUCCAUCCAGGGGUAGUACCUGGGGCUAAGCCUGGAUGCUGAAGGAACCUUUUUAAGUGGCUUUUGAGUACCACCUGCUUUGCUGAGACAGGAGGUAUUUCUCUCCCAUGUAAAAUGAAGUGAGUCCUGUUGCUUGCACUGAGAACAGAGCUGGGCUCAGGUCCUUGCUACACUGCAAUGUGUUAAUAAGCUCCUUUCAGCUUCACCUCUGCUCCCUACUGUCACACAUCCUGCAUGGGAGCAGCGGAGGAAAACAUCCACCUUGUCCUUACUGUGUGUUUUGGGCUCGGUGGCACAGUGUGCGUUGUGUGAAAAACCAGCCGCAGCUCAACCUGUUAGGGCAGAAAACUGGCAUGUUGACAGGAUCCCUCUGGAAAUGCUCUGGAGAGCUGCCCUGUUAUUGUCCUGCUUCAAUAUCAGGCUACAAAUGAUCUUGCCCUGGCCAGUCCCCCUUGCACCUCCAUGCUGGAGCUCUGCAGCGGGGCAUGUGCUGCCGUUAGCCGUCAGAGGGCUGCGCAGCCAGCACAACGCUACCUGAGGCAGAAAUGUGGCUCCCAAAUGUGACAGGUCAAAUCUGGAAGAGGUUGAACUGCAGGGCUGAGUUAAGUGCUGUUGGCAGGUCGACCCCGUAGUGAACCAAAGCCUCUGCCCCUCCUGACCUUGUCCUGAAAGGUGAAUCUUUCUGGCUAUCAGAGGUGAAAUCAGUAGAUGGUGGCUGCAAGUGGCAAUGACUAACUUUAAUUAGCAGGAGCUGCUGGCGUGGCUGUGACCCGCGGGCGACGCAGGCUCCCACCGCGGGCAGGGCUGCGGGGCAGAGCAGGGCCUGCAGCGCCCAGCACCGGCCAAGGGAGGGCUUAACAAUUACCCCGAGCGCUAACGAGCCCCGCAGCCGCCCGCUGGAAAACGUAACACGGAUCUAGUUAAAAAAAAAAAAAAAAAAAGGACUUGAAACUGAUUUUGUUUGCAGAUAAACAAGAGCAUUUACAAACGACGUGUAAUGAUUGUUACUUGUAAUCCAAGUUUGUUCAUAUUAGGCUGUUAAUUUCUUGACCCCCUUCCAAGAUGUUUUUAAUUAUCCCUUUCACUCUUUACCAUUUGAUUCUUUUCGAGCCGAUGGCUGGGGAAUACACAGCUGGGGAGAUAAUAAAGCCUUCCUGUGGCAAUUAUCGGUGCUCAGGCCACCGUAUCUCGUUAUUUUGAUAGACAGUGAACUUGGCGCGGUUGCCGACCGGGUUCACGCAGAUGUCACGGUCCGUGUUGUAGGUCACAAGCAGGUCAGCCCCCGGCAAGGGGAGAGCGCCGGGUCAGGGCCCGGCCGUCGCUCCCGACCAGC
Messenger RNA from Pezoporus flaviventris, 4316 nucleotides. RefSeq names its product cytochrome P450 26C1. NCBI's taxonomy places the organism in Eukaryota, Metazoa, Chordata, Aves, Psittaciformes, Psittacidae. Bases 319 to 2037 code for a protein of 572 amino acids. The transcript is spliced from 6 exons. Gene Ontology annotation, biological process: sterol metabolic process. The record is from RefSeq and is a predicted model, not a curated record. Gene Ontology annotation, molecular function: iron ion binding; oxidoreductase activity, acting on paired donors, with incorporation or reduction of molecular oxygen; heme binding.